Messenger RNA from Aphanomyces invadans, 564 nucleotides. Its product is annotated as PHD finger-like domain-containing protein 5A. Gene Ontology annotation, cellular component: U12-type spliceosomal complex; catalytic step 2 spliceosome; U2 snRNP. Lineage: Eukaryota; Oomycota; Saprolegniomycetes; Saprolegniales; Verrucalvaceae. Bases 55 to 387 code for a protein of 110 amino acids. The record is from RefSeq and is a predicted model, not a curated record. Gene Ontology annotation, biological process: mRNA splicing, via spliceosome. The transcript has a single exon.
AUUUAGUGUGGGUCCUCUUCCCUCCACAGAAAGCGCAGACCUGUCGGAGGCACUAUGGCGAAGCACCACCCCGACUUGAUCAUGUGCCGCAAGCAACCUGGCAUUGCCAUCGGCCGUCUAUGUGAAAAGGAUGACGGGAAAUGCGUCGUGUGCGACUCGUAUGUGAAGCCACAGACCCUCGUUCGAGUGUGCGAUGAAUGCAACUACGGCACGUUCCAAGGUCGGUGUGUGAUUUGUGGUGGCCCAGGCAUUUCAGACGCAUACUAUUGUCGAGAAUGUACACAGCUGGAGAAGGACCGUGACGGGUGCCCCAAGAUUGUAAACGUCGGGAGUUCGAAGACAGAUCUCUUUUAUGAGCGGAAGAAGUAUGGGUUCAAGAAGCGAUAAGUGCCUUGAAUCCUGAACUGGUUUGCAGCAUGAUGGGCGUGGACAGUUUGAUUGAUCAUAAGAAGUGCAUUCAUAGUUUAUUAACGUGUGUUUUCGAGGGGAAUCAUGUCCUCCACAUUUCCACGAACAACGCCACUCUCGUUCCGAUGGUUUUCGUGACAAGCCAACAAAAUACCC